Molecule: messenger RNA, 2555 nt
Organism: Aegilops tauschii subsp. strangulata
Lineage: Eukaryota; Viridiplantae; Streptophyta; Magnoliopsida; Poales; Poaceae
Product: putative pentatricopeptide repeat-containing protein At3g05240
Biological process (GO): RNA modification
Molecular function (GO): RNA binding; protein binding
Source: RefSeq, a predicted model, not a curated record
CUGUUUUACAUCUUUAAAUUUGCAUCAUGCUUUUAAGGAGUUAUGAUAUGCUCGAAGAUUUACAAUUUGAGCUGGGAUAAAAUUUAGCAAGGUAAAUCCAGCCGUGCGCCGCAGUUGGUGGCAGUACAGUAUUCGUUCAUGCAAGCUGCUGGAGCAGGUUGCCCAUGGCGACUCGCGCCACCACCCCCUCCUACCUCUACAACGUCCUCCUCCGCCGCGCCGCAGACCACCGCGGCCUCCUGCUGACCUUCCGGGAUAUGCUGCGCGCGGGUGUCGCGCCGGACCACUUCACCUUUCCCUUCGCCCUCAAGGCGCUCGCCCAGGAACGCGCCGCAGCGCCACCGCGCGCCGGCGGAGCCCUUCGGUGCCUCCACACGCAGCUUGCCAAGUCUGGUCACGGCGCCGACGUCGACGUUACUUCCUCCCUCGUCCACGCCUACGCGGCAGCCGCCGCCGACGCCGCCUCUGCACGGGCGGUGUUCGACGCCGCGCGCCAUCGCAACGUCGUCACCUGGACGGCGAUGAUCGCUGGGCACGCCGCGGCUGGGGAGGCGCGGGAUGCGGUCGCGCUAUUCAGGGAGGCUUUGGCGAGCGGGCAGGAGGUAAUUAAUAGUGUCACGGUCGCGCAGGUGAUGGCGGCGUGCGCGCAGUGCGGCGACAUGGAGAGCGGGAGGUGGGUGCACGACACGCUCCGGCGCUGGCGCGUCGAGCCCGUAUUGCUCGAUGUUGCUCUUGCCACGGCGGUACUCCAUAUGUAUGCCGCAUGUGGUGGUCUCAGUGUUGCAGUUCAAGUGUUCGAUGCAAUUCCUCAAAGAAACGAGGUGUCCUGGAAUGCAAUGGUUGAGGUUUGUAAUCGUCAUGGAAGGUCGGAUGAGGUUCUAGAAACUUUUGCUGCUAUGCAUUCUGCUGGGAUGAAGCCUGAUAAGGUGACAUGGCUGAGCAUAUUGCGUGCUUGUACAUCGAAGGGAGAUACGGGCUUAAGCCAAGGGGUUCACGCAUACAUGGAAAAGACUAAUUGUUGUCGACAUGUUGCAGUUUGCACAUCUCUAAUGGAUAUGUAUUCAAAAACAGGAAAUGCACAGAGCGCGCUCCAGAUAUUUCAUUGUCUCAAAGGAAAGGAUUUGAUGGCGUGGACAAGCAUGAUCAGCAGUUUGGCGAAGCAUGGCCAAGGCAGAGAUGCAGUGCAGCUCUUCAAGCAGAUGGAGUAUGGUGGCGUUGUUCCAGACCAUGUUGCAUUUGUAGGCGUGCUUAGUGCUUGCAGUCAUGCAGGGAUGGUGGAUGAAGGCAGGAAAUAUUCUGACUCCAUGCUGAAUCUUUACGGCAUCAGACCAACGGUAAAACAUUAUGGAUGUAUGAUUGAUCUCUUGAGCCGUGCAGGUCACUUAGGAGAGGUUGAGAGGAUGAUGCAACUGAUGCCUAUUCAGCACAGUGUUAGAAUGUGGGGAAGUAUGAUGAACGGUUGCAAGAUACAUGGUAGGGCCGAUGUAGCUGAGAGGAUAGGAAGGGGGUUUGCUGAACUUAACCCUCAGUUAAGUGCAACCUAUGUGGUCAUGUCCAACAUAUAUGCAGAGGUUGGUAGGUGGCAUGCGGUCGAGCAAACUAGGAGGUUGAUGUGGCAGAUGGGAUUGAAGAAAAAUAUAGGCUCAAGUGGCACUGAAGUGCGCAUGUUGUGCUCCUGAAUUGAAUCGAAGUGAGAGGGGAGAAUAUUGUGAAAGACUUGUUGUGGAAAUGUGACAUCAAAGCCAUGUACAUUCCUGUCUGGACCAUGUGUUUAAAUUGAAUUGCCAAUUUUAUGUGCGGACAUAGAGUUAAACGGGACAAUCUUUUCAAAGAGGGGCAUCUGAACAGAUAUACACUGAUCCUGCAAGGUGUGCAAAGUACUGGGCACUUUGGCAGUAAACGACAUGCAAGACAUAAGUAACUGAAACCCAACACUAGCAGAAAGUAUCAUAGCUUGGAGCCUUGGAAUAGCUCAAGCUAAGAUUGAUGUCAUACUAACACCUUUUGCUUACUUGAGCAAUUCAGGGUGUGAGCUGUGCUGGUACACUGAAGGUGGUAGCAUGGCCUUCAUAACCUCUUCAGUCAGCUGUGGUGGGUUAGCCAACCAAUAGCAACUGAGGACUUCUUCCAAUUAGAUCUUCAACAUCGGAAGGUUCAUUGCCCCCAAGAAUGCAGUCAAACACGUCAAAAGAAGCAACACUGCAACAAUCAGUUCUCUGGCAGGGUGUGGAUUUCUGUUGGUUUAUGAUGGGCUGAUCCCCCUGUAUAGGUAUACCUGUCUCGCCCAUUAUUGGCGGGUGCGCUAGCUUGAAAGAGAUACUGCAGUUUCAAUAGUUAAUGCUGUUCAUGCCACUGUAUGUAGUCGAUAAAUUGCUGAGUUUUUAUCAUUCCGUCAUAUGCUUGAGUUAUACUACCUCCACUCCAAAUAUAUUUGAAGUUCUCUGUUUGUCUUAAGUCAACUUCUUUUAGUUUGACCAUGUAUAUAGAAAAAUAUAUUAAUAUCUCCAUUCAAUUGGAUCACACGCUCCUCUGGACUGCGUGUUCAUGUUCCUGUA